UGCCAUGCCACCAAAUAACGACAUCAUAAAUCCAAAUGAAAAUCUGGAAAUACCGAAAUGGAUAACUGCAGACUAUUUUACAAAUAUUUUGGAAAAGGAUGAACCAAAUUAUAAAAAGGUUAUUAAAUUUACACCGACGGCAGCGAUACCACCAGGGGAGAAUUUUACAUCCAUAAUGCUUCGCGUACACAUCGAUUUGGAAAUGAAAGAUGGUAGCAAAAAACGUAAAACCUACGUCCUUAAAACUCAAUUGGAUGAUGAAAAAGGUGGUAGUGAUAUUAAGAAAAUGUCACUCUUCCCCAAAGAAAUGGAAAUGUAUCGCACAUAUCUUCCUGCAUUUGAAGAACUUUAUGAAGCUGCUGGCUGGCAAGUCCAGUUAUCUCCAAAAUGUAUUUUCACAGAACUUAACGAUGGACGAAUAAAUUUCGUUUUCGAAGACUUACAGACCAAAAAUUUCAAAAACAUAAAUCGCUUGAAGGGCUGCAAUAUGGGAGAAAUGAGACGUAUUCUGCAAAAAUUGGCUGAAUAUCAUGCUGCCUCAGCAAUUUAUGCAGAACAACAUGGUCCAUAUCCAGAAGACUUUCAAAGCGGAUUUGUGCAUAACAAUGAAGGAUACGGAUUUCAUAAGAAUUUAUACAAUUCACGAGUAAAUGCCUAUAAGAAAGCUAUAAGUGGUUGGGGAUUGGAAGAUGCUGACAAAUAUAUUAAGAAUUUUCCAACAUUCGAACAAUAUUGGAAAUGUUGUCAAAGUACUUUGGAUACCUCAAAUAAUAAAUUUAAUGUAUUAACGCAUGGUGAUUUUUGGUCCAGUAAUCUUAUGUUUAACAGCUUGCCUGAUGGCGAAGUCGAUGAGUUACUGCUGUUGGACUUUCAGAUAUGCAAAUGGGGUAGUCCAGCUGAAGAUUUAUUAUUCUUUAUCAGCAUUUCAGCUGCUAAAGAUAUUCGUAUUAAAGAGUUUGAUCACUUUGUGGAAAUCUACUAUGAACGUUUGAUUGAGUGCCUUAAACUGCUUAAGUUUAAACAGCCGCUUCCACAGUUGCGUGAAAUUCAAAUAGAAAUGUUUUCUAAGCACAAUAGCUUUUAUGCGUUCUUUGCUUGCUUUAAUCAUUUAUUCCUUGUUUUGUUGCCAUCUGAUAAAGACAGCAACAUUAAUUUUCUUCUGAGAGACGAUGAAGAGGGCGAAAAAUUCAGAAUGCGUGCCUUUAUGAAUCCAGCUUUUAAGGAAACAAUGCGAGAUUUAUAUCCGUUUUACUACAGACGCGGUUUAUUCAAUUUCCAGGACUACGACAAUUAAAACAUUUAUGUUAAUCAAAGAACUGAAAAAGAUGCUUUUGCUUAUUUAAUGAAAUUUCAAUAUUUAAUGAUAUCAACUUAACUUUGAAACAACUACUUAGUCAAUUAUCUUAAUAUAAAUUUUGAAUUUUUUCUAUAUGAAUGACAUUAAUAUCAGAAUGUUGUUUUUGGGAUCUCCUCCUUUACCAACGCAUUUAUUCAUUUCUUGGAUCAAGUAAUCACCUCUUCAGUUAACAUUAUUUAAUUAGGAAACA
This is a messenger RNA of Teleopsis dalmanni, 1547 nucleotides long. RefSeq lists its product as uncharacterized. Lineage: Eukaryota; Metazoa; Arthropoda; Insecta; Diptera; Diopsidae. The record is from RefSeq and is a predicted model, not a curated record.